Molecule: messenger RNA, 1483 nt
Organism: Equus quagga
Lineage: Eukaryota; Metazoa; Chordata; Mammalia; Perissodactyla; Equidae
Product: alpha-1,3-mannosyl-glycoprotein 4-beta-N-acetylglucosaminyltransferase-like protein MGAT4E
Exons: 3
Coding region: 20-1309 (429 amino acids)
Biological process (GO): protein N-linked glycosylation
Molecular function (GO): acetylglucosaminyltransferase activity
Source: RefSeq, a predicted model, not a curated record
UCUCCCACCCCCCACCACCAUGUUUGUUAAGGUAUAUGAUGUGCCUUUGUCAGUGUCCCAGGAGGACAGUUAUAGCAGAAGGGAGGACCUGAGACCACUAGAAGAGUGGCAGAAUCUCACCUCCAAAUACAUGAAAAAAAUCCAGCAGAGACGAAAGACAUGGCUGAUGGUGGGCAUCUCCUCAGUGCCACGACCGGACCAAAACAGCCUCUCGUACACACUGCUCUCCCUGUUCCGUGCUACCUCUAAGAUUGAGCAGAAGCGUCUCACAGUGCUGGUCCACCUGGCAGAUUCUGACCUCACCUGGCUCAGAGAAACCACUGUCCAUAUUUCAAGCCUCUUCAGCCCACAGAUCUUGGCAGGACAGUUGUUGCUGAUCCAUGCUCCAUCUGACAUCUACCCCACUGUGGAUGAUGUCAGGGACAAGGACACUCAAGCGGAAUUCUACUCCAAGCAGAAUAUAGAUCACGCCUUCCUCAUGAGCUUUGCCACAAAGCUCUCUGAUUACUUCCUGUUACUGGAGGACAAUGCCUUUUGUGCCCCCAACUUUGUCACCCACAUUCAUUGGAAGGUGAACACCAUGAGGUCUGACCCGUGGGUGAUGCUGGAGUUCUCCAAUAUGGGCUUCCUUGGCAAACUCUUCCACAGCAGGGACCUCCCUGUCCUGUCCCAUUUCCUUCUCCUCUUCUACAAGGAAAAGCCCCUCAACAGGCUUAUCCCUCAUUUUCGUACCCUCCUGGCCCAGAAGAACCCCAUCCUCUGCAGACCUUUCCUCUUCUACCACAGGAUCUCCUACUUCACCUAUAAUGACAGCCAGAAAGCCACCCCAGUUCGGAAGAAGAACCCGUAUGGUCCUGACAACCCACCUGGAGCCAUUUUCACUGACAUGAAGGUGUUUGAUGUUCAUUUCCCCUGGGAGGCCUACACUCUGGACGAGUCCUUCUUCUGGACCCACAAUGUCAGUGCAGGGAACCACCUCACCGUCAUUUUGAACCAUCCAGUGAACCUGAACAGAGUGCAAGUCCUGACAGGGACCAUUGUGGAUGGAAAGUAUGCCCUGGAGAAGGGGCAAGUGGAACUGGGCUACGACCCCGAGGGGAUGCCUCAGUACUGUACCAGCUUUGCUGUGCUGGGCCAUCUCUUGGAAGGGCAGAUGGAUCAGGAGGUAUUUCUGAGAAGUCUGAGGUACAACGUGAGCUGUGUAAGGGUGGUGGUGAAAGCUAAUCAGCUUGGUGGUCUCAUUAUCAGGCACAUUCACCUCUGGGAGGAAAAUGCCAAAGAGGCAGAAGCAACUGAAAGUUGGAGGUAAAUCAGUAAGGGUCUGAAAAAUUAAAAUCUUGAAGCCAUUUCAUUCUAUCCCAUGUGACAUGGUGGAGAUACAAGGAAACAAGGGGGAGAGAGAGAAGACUAUGGUUCUUUUGGUGCCACCUGAUGUUAGGAGACCUAUUCCUUCCUUUUUCUAGCCAAACGAGUGACUCUUAUA